CUAUACAGUGGUGAAUUUUUUAGUUUUGUUUAUAGUAUCUAUUAAAGUUAUCUCUAUGAUCUGUUGAUAGUACAUAGAUAUAUAAAAUAUUAUUAAUAUAUUUUUUUAAAUAUUACUCUGUAAUAUAGAAAAAUAAUUAAAAGUUACGUGUGUAAUCACUCCUAUCGUGAUAAUAAAAUUAGACGAUAAAACGUAAAAAUGAGUUUCUUUACCAAAGUAUUUGGUGGUAAAAAGGAGCCAAUUGCUCCUUCAACGGCCGAGGCAAUUCAAAAAUUACGUGAAACGGAGGAUAUGUUGAUAAAAAAGCAAGAUUUUCUUGAAAGUAAAAUUGAACUUGAAAUUCAAACUGCAAAAAAGAAUGGAACCAAGAACAAGAGAGCGGCUAUCCAAGCUCUUAAAAGAAAAAAACGUUAUGAAAAGCAACUACAACAAAUUGAUGGUACUUUAUCGACGAUUGAAAUGCAAAGAGAAGCUCUAGAAAGUGCUAAUACAAAUACAGCAGUUCUUACUACUAUGAAAGGUGCAGCAGAUUCAUUGAAAGCUGCUCAUCAACACAUGGAUGUUGACCAAGUUCAUGAUAUGAUGGACGAUAUUGCUGAACAACAAGAUGUUGCUCGAGAAAUUUCUGAUGCCAUAUCUAAUCCUGUAGCAUUUGGUCAAGACAUAGAUGAGGAAGAACUUGAAAAAGAAUUAGAGGAACUUGAACAGGAACAACUUGAUAAAGAAUUACUUGGUAUUGAAUCUACAGAUGAAUUGCCAGCAGUACCUGCUACGACUGUUCCAGCUGUUCCAACUGCUCCUGCAAGAACUCGUACAAGUAAUGAUUCAUAUGACAAUAAAAAAGCUAAACCAGAGGAAGAUGAGGAUUUAAAGGAAUUAGAAGCAUGGGCAUCGUAAUUAAAUUGAAUUUCUAAAAAAAAAAAUAUUGCCAAUUAUUAAUCUGUACAUUGAUGAUUUUACAGAGUAAUAGCUUCAACAUUUAAUGUCAAUAUCUUGUACCAAUUAAUUUGAAAUUCCUAAAUAUAGUAUUUUAUUUUUUAUGCACAAUUGUUAGAAAGGAGAAAAAAUCUAUCAAAACCAGUUUGCAAAUAUUGAUUCAUAACUUGUAAUUAUAACAUCGAAGCGGAAUGUACUUCAUUCAAUAUCUUAUGGUUUUUUUUAAGAAGAAGUAAAUAUUUAUGAAUGAAUGAUACAUCCAAUAAUUGCUAUAACUAUCUUUCUUAGAAUAAACAAAUUUGUGCUUUAUAUAAAAAUUA
Molecule: messenger RNA, 1256 nt
Organism: Vespa mandarinia (Asian giant hornet)
Lineage: Eukaryota; Metazoa; Arthropoda; Insecta; Hymenoptera; Vespidae
Gene: shrb
Product: charged multivesicular body protein shrub
Biological process (GO): late endosome to vacuole transport via multivesicular body sorting pathway; vesicle budding from membrane
Cellular component (GO): multivesicular body; ESCRT III complex; cytoplasmic side of plasma membrane
Source: RefSeq, a predicted model, not a curated record